Messenger RNA from Pseudopodoces humilis (Tibetan ground-tit), 1144 nucleotides. Lineage: Eukaryota; Metazoa; Chordata; Aves; Passeriformes; Paridae. The record is from RefSeq and is a predicted model, not a curated record.
AUGGCCCCGGAGGACGAGCGGGGUGAGGAGGGGGAGGCCUCCCCCUCCCCCCCACCGGAGCCGGGGGGGGUCUCGGGGGCGCGGGGGGAUUUGGGGGAGGGUCCGGGGGCGGGAUUUGGGUCUGGGGUCUCGGGGGAGCUGUACCACGAGCGGCAGCGCCUGGAGCUCUGCGCCCUGCACGCCCUCAACAACCUCCUGCAGCGGCCCUGGCUCAGCAAGGCCGCGGCCGACGGCAUCUGCCGCCGGCUGGCCCCCAACUCGCGGCCCAACCCCCACCGGAGCCCCCUGGGCACGGGGAACUACGACAUCAACGUGGUGAUGGCAGCGCUGGGCACGCUGGGGCUGGCGGCCGUCUGGUGGGACAAACGGCGCCCCCUGGAGCGGCUCUCGGUGUCCCCGGUGCUGGGGUUCCUGCUGAACGUUCCCUCCCGGCCCCGCCUGGGGGCGCUGCAGCUGCCGCUGGCCCGGCCCCACUGGCUCAGCGUGCGGCGCCUGGGCCGCACCUUCUACAACCUGGACUCCAAACUGGCCGCGCCCGCCGCCAUCGGCAGCGAGCCGCAGCUCAGGGAGUUCCUGCGGCGGGUGUUGGAUGAGGGGAGCUCGGAGCUGUUCCUGGUGGUGCCGCGGGAGGUGGAGGAGGAGGGGACGUGGUUGAGCCCGGAGUGACACCUGAACAACACCUGAACAACACCUGAACAACACCUGAACGACACCUGAACGACACCUGAACGACACCUGAACGACACCGAGAGACACUGAGUGACACUGAGUGACACCUGAACAACACCUGAACGACACCUGAACGACACCUGAACAACACCUGAACGACACCUGAACAACACCUGAACGACACCUGAACGACACCUGAACGACACCUGAACGACACCGAGUGACACUGAGUGACACUGAGUGACACCUGAACAACACCUGAACAACACCUGAACAACACCUGAAUGACACCGAGUGACACUGAGUGACACCUGGGUGACACCUGAAUGACACCUGAGUGACACCUGGGUGACAGCGGGGUGACAGCGGGGUGACACCCGUGCAGUUUUGGGGUUGUUCCGGGUGUUUCUGCGAGUCCUGGGCUGUCUCUGCUCUGGAAUUCCGGAGGGAAAGGGAUGAGAAGCGAUGGUUGGGA